This is a messenger RNA of Cyclocybe aegerita, 315 nucleotides long. NCBI's taxonomy places the organism in Eukaryota, Fungi, Basidiomycota, Agaricomycetes, Agaricales, Hemipholiotaceae. The record is from the annotation of a GenBank genome assembly.
AUGACUCCAGGAGCUCGUCUCUUCCACCCCAGAAUCACCGCAUUCUAUCUCCUCCUCUUCGACGACCUCGACGACCUCAUUAUGAACUAUACCAACAACAACGGCACUUUCAUCCCCAAUGUUACUACUGUUGGGUUUCAUUGGAUCGGUCAGCGCUACUAUGGUACCUUCCUGCAUGUGCGUGAGACAACUGGCGGCCCUCGUCUCGUCGUCAGGUUCGUCGACCGCACCACAUUUGCCGUAGACGACGGCGUUGGCGUGCCGGUCACCGGGUACCCAAUCUCCGCGACGGCCCCGCCUGAGGGAAAUAACUGA